Hevea brasiliensis (rubber tree) is the source of this 1121-nucleotide messenger RNA. RefSeq names its product ethylene-responsive transcription factor 6-like. NCBI's taxonomy places the organism in Eukaryota, Viridiplantae, Streptophyta, Magnoliopsida, Malpighiales, Euphorbiaceae. The record is from RefSeq and is a predicted model, not a curated record. The transcript has a single exon. Gene Ontology annotation, biological process: ethylene-activated signaling pathway; regulation of DNA-templated transcription. Bases 9 to 1007 code for a protein of 332 amino acids. Gene Ontology annotation, molecular function: DNA-binding transcription factor activity; DNA binding.
GCUUAGAAAUGGCGAGGCAAACCCAUGUAGCAUCUGCCUUGGAGCUCAUCAAACAGCAUUUACUAGGUGAUCUUCUCUCACCUGUUGGUAGCUCCUGUUCAUCUUCUACUGCUACCACCUCUCUAAUUGAUAAUGUAAAUAUAGAGUAUGACUGCUCCCGGGCUUCCAGCAUCGACUCUGCCUUCUCAAUCGCUGAUUGCUUUAAUAUUAACAGCAUUGAUGGUAAUGUUUUUUCGGAAUUCGAAGCUAAACCACGAAUCAUCGAUAUCAGUACUGCAAAAUCCAGUGAUUCAACUACCACUUUUGAAUUUGAUUCAAAACCUCAACUUCUCUCUCAAUCAAGUAACGAGUUGUUUGAAUUUGAAUCAAAACCUCAAAUUCAAUCGUUUCAUAAUUUCGGAUUUGAAACGAAACCGCAAAUUAUUUCUCAAUCUAAAGAUGACUUUUUCAACAUUGAAUUAAAGCCUCAUGUAAAUCGAAAGCCAUCUCUGAAAAUCUCACUCCCUAAAAAAACCGAAUGGAUCCAAUUUGCUAAUCCGAACCAACAACCGUUCCAAGGCGUUACUGGUGUUGAAGAGAAAAGGCAUUACAGAGGUGUCCGUCAGAGGCCGUGGGGCAAAUACGCAGCGGAGAUCCGAGAUCCGAACCGAAAGGGCACACGGGUGUGGCUGGGGACGUUCGAUACAGCUAUCGAAGCCGCCAAAGCGUAUGAUAAAGCAGCGUUCAAGCUGCGCGGCUCCAAAGCCAUUCUUAACUUUCCUUUGUUAGCUGGGAAGUUGAACACACGCGCCAAUGAGGGAAACGAACGGAAACGAACCAGAGAAAGUGCGAUUGUAGAGGAAGAAGCGAAGAAGGUAGUGAAGCGAGAAGAAUCUGAGAGGGACGUUGAGUUGACGCCGUCGAACAGGACGGCAAUUUGGGACAGCGGCGAUUUGAAAGGGAUAAUGCCAUUGUCUCCGCUAUCUCCCCAUCCGCCAUUAGGAUAUCCUCAGCUUAAGGUUAUAUGAAAUGAAUAUCAGCUUUUACUUGUUCUCUGAAAUGUUUGGGGCUUCUUAGAGUUUCAGAUUUUGGAAGGUGGAUAAAAUUAUUAAAUAUUUGGUGACCUAUAUUUAACUCAUAUA